Molecule: messenger RNA, 522 nt
Organism: Lachancea nothofagi CBS 11611
Lineage: Eukaryota; Fungi; Ascomycota; Saccharomycetes; Saccharomycetales; Saccharomycetaceae
Source: the annotation of a GenBank genome assembly
AUGCGGCGUGUGUGCAUAAGUGUGCAUGUGGUGGCGCUGUUUGUAUGCGCGCGUGCAUGUUUCAUGCAUAGAUCGGCUAGUACAUGCGUCUCGUGGCUGGGCAGGCUGUUUCUUUUUUGGCCCGAUUGUCUUGCACCGAGGGGAAGCUGGAUCGAACCACAGUCGGGAAGUUCGAGACAAGCUGCUCAAGCGGGCAGAUCUGGCUGGCGUGCGGCUAGUGUGUCAGAUGGAGAGAGGCGAAACACAGGCGAUCGUAUGACACACUCCUCAUGUUUGUUUCAGAUGCGGGAACGGACCACUUUUAUCGCCGUAAUCCCGGUUUGGGGUGGGAGGAGAGGGGGCGAGCUUGGGCAUUUCAUUGCUGUACGCUGGGAUCUCCACGUGCGCACGCUCUUGGGCGGAAAGAUGUGUCGUUGUGUACGGAAGCGAGUGCACAAUAUGUAUCCACAUUGUUUAUCGCCGGGCCGUUGGAGGGGUUUUUUUUUUUUUUUUCCUUGGUGCUGGCGCGCCGUGGCAAGCUAG